GGGGGGGUGUGGCGGACCACAAAUGCAUCACAUGCAGACACUUGUUUACAUAAUCACACUAAAUUAAAUCCACAAGUACACACAUUUUUGGAGCAUGCACACACAUUUUCAGUCUUUUCAGAGCUGGCCGGCCCACAGCAGCAGCGCUCAUGGCUCUUCUGACAGUAACCUCCCUCUGCGCCUGUUUCCUGCUGGGAGUAAAUUGUUGGCAUGAUCUGGACAACACAGAGUACGACUGCUGGCCAAUUAACAAUCCAAAUGAUAACAACAUGAUCAGCUGUGGCGGUUUGGAAAUGGCCUGGGUGGAGCGUCCUCCAGAAAAAAUAACCAACGGGGAAGAGUUCAACGUCACCUACACGGUCACAGCCUCAGAUUCUUUUUACGAGUAUGCAGUCAGGAACAAGAUUUUCCAGUUCAGCAAUGCAUCGGAGGCAAAGCACUUCUGUGAUGAACACGAAUGCCCAUCAAACUGGAACAAUGCUAAUGAAAUGAACUGCUGUGUGUAUCACGCCAACAUCCACUCCUGUCCUCUCGGCCUUAUGAAACACAGUGGAAUAUGUGGCCCAUGGAUUCCAGAUGACGGCAAGAUAGUGACUCACACCAUGUCCAAAGCGGGCAAGAUGAGCCAGAAGUACUGGACCUCAAAGGUAGUUCUGGUCCAUGUGGGAGUCACUUCUGUCAUUGCUCAUAUCAAAAUUGGACAGAUGCACGGAGCACUGGAGUCCAAGGUGCUUGUUGUCAGUGCACAAGUAUGUGGUGACGGCGUCUGUGAGUUGGAGGAAAAUUGUCUGAACUGUCCCGCAGACUGUGGCAUCUGCCCGAUGUCUGUCACCAUAAAGGUGGUCAUUGGGCUUCCGGUCUUCCUCUUCAGCAUCGGCUUCAUCCUAACCAUAGUGUGGCUUCAGUACCAGAAACAGAAAAUGUUUUGGGAUGAAAGUUGGAUCAUCAACUACAAGGACAUAAUAUUUGGGAGAAAGACUGACAGUAGACUGUACUGCUUGGGCCCCGGCAGCACCACCAGCCUGCAACGCAUCAAGAGCACCUCCAGCAUUAGUUGCACCACUGAUGUGAUGGUGUGCACCGGGGUCACCACGUCCUUCAAACAAGGCUUCAUCCAGCCAGGAAUCUAUGAUGGGAGGACUGUGGCAGUGAAACACAUCCAGAAGAAACACUUCACCCUCUCUAAAACAAUCAGGAAGGAGGUGAAGGGAGUUAGACAACUGGAUCAUCCAAAUCUAUGCAAGUUCAUUGGUGGGUCUAUUGAGGUUCCUUAUGUCAGCAUCAUCACCGAAUACUGCCCCAAAGGAAGUCUGAUAGAUGUCCUGCUGAAUGAUGACAUCCCCAUUAACUGGGGUUUCAGACUGUCUUUUGCCACUGACAUCGCCCGUGGGAUGGCCUACCUGCACCAGCACAAGAUGUUUCAUGGGAGACUGCACUCCAGAAAUUGUAUUAUCGAUGACCGCUGGGUGUGCAAAAUCUCAGAUUACGGUCUGUCAACCUACAGAAAAGAGGACCUUGAGGUCAUCGGUAAUGUCAUCAAUUGUGAGGAUGAAAACCAUUUGUACUGGGCUCCAGAGGUUCUGCUAGGAAACAGCUGCAGCAUGACUCCAGCAGCAGAUAUCUAUAGCUACUCUUUGAUCCUCGUUGAGAUUGCCACUCGUUCCAACCUCACUUCAGACCAGGCCAGUGGUGCCAGGAUGGAUGUCAUGUGGCGCCCCCCUCUGCCUGAAAUCCAAACAGAGAAAUCUGAUACUCACUGUCCCAAUCAGUUGGACUACUGUGAGCUCAUCAUGAAGUGCUGGUCCCACAACGCCACCAUGAGGCCGACGUUUGAGCAGGUGAAGAAGAUACUUAACAGGAUGAACCCCCACAAAGUCAGUCCGGUGGACAUGAUGAUGAACCUGAUGGAAAAGUACAGCAAGCAUCUGGAGGCCAUAGUCGCUGAGAGAACACAGGAUCUUCUUCAAGAGAAACAGAAGACAGAUCGACUGCUGUACAGUAUGUUACCAAAGCCGGUGGCUGAUGACCUUCGUCAGGGCCGAACAACAGAGGCUCAGAGUUUCUCCGGCGCUACCGUCUACUUCAGUGACAUUGUAGGCUUUACUCAGCUGUCUGGUGCCAGCACUCCUCACCAGGUUGUAGAUUUCCUCAACCAGCUUUACACCACCUUCGAUGACAUCAUUGACAAUUAUGACGUCUACAAAGUAGAGACAAUUGGUGACGCCUACAUGGUGGUCUCUGGAGUCCCUCAAGAAAAUGGCAUCAAUCAUGCUGGGGAGAUAGCCAGCAUGGCUUUGGACCUGGUCAGUGUCUGUCUCAACUUCAAGAUCCCCCAUAAACCCAAUACACAACUGAAGAUACGUGCUGGCAUCCACUCAGGACCAGUUGUGGCAGGAGUUGUUGGUACUAAAAUGCCACGUUACUGCUUAUUUGGGGACACUGUCAACACAGCUUCAAGGAUGGAGUCAACUAGUGAAGCUCUCAAGAUCCAGGUGAGUGGAGCUACAGCUGACCUGCUGCAUACUCUCCAAGGUUACGUUCUGACCUGCAGAGGCACCCUCAAUGUGAAGGGUAAAGGGGAUAUGACAACGUGGUGGCUUGAAGCAAAGAAAGAUGAACACAGAGACCCACUGCUGCAAAGUUCUGAAUCUACAGGACUCCCAGUACCAGUCAGCGACUAGAGAGCCAUCUGGAUCUGAAAAUAUCAAAGCACCCGUAUAAAUAAGAAAAUGUUCUGUUCAUUGUUCUCUGGUUGUGUAGAGACAAUAACCAGCAUUUCAACAAACAGUAUUUAUGGAAAAAAAAAUCAUACAUGCACAGUUAGCAUAAGACCUGUUUAGGCUCUGAGGUCCACUCAUAUCAACAUUCAUCAACAAAUUCUGUAGUGUGAAUUAUAUGGAACAGACUUGUUGAGGUGUGGGGGAUCAAUAACUGAAGGAAGCUGUCUUUCAUCAUAUUUUCUAAACUCUGAUUUGUGACUUUAUUUGUGGGUCAGAUUUUGUUCUACAGCAGUGGUUCCCAACCUUUAUUCCUCGAAGACCCCUCAGUUGUAUCUGAUACGCCUGUCACACCUUGAUGUUUUAGCCAGCGUAUGCCAACCAUAUUAAAAACGCUGGGCAUAAGUGGGCGCACGUCUAAUAUGUUCCAGGUAAGUUUUUUAUAUAUAAUACAAUGAGCACCUCCAAAAAUUUUGGGCAUUCUUAAAAUUUUCAAUGUAUGCCAGCAUAUGACUCAUACGUUCCACACAUGCGGGACAUAAGUUCUAGGUAAGAUAUGCGGUUGUUGACACAUGUUUCUUGUAAUUUACUGAUAAGUCAAAAUAGUACGUCCAUUAAUGCUGUCCAUUCAUUGGCUGAAAGCUGCAGUC
Thalassophryne amazonica is the source of this 3367-nucleotide messenger RNA. Its product is annotated as atrial natriuretic peptide receptor 2-like. NCBI's taxonomy places the organism in Eukaryota, Metazoa, Chordata, Actinopteri, Batrachoidiformes, Batrachoididae. Gene Ontology annotation, biological process: cGMP biosynthetic process; receptor guanylyl cyclase signaling pathway; intracellular signal transduction. The transcript is spliced from 23 exons. Bases 150 to 2681 code for a protein of 843 amino acids. Gene Ontology annotation, molecular function: protein kinase activity; peptide receptor activity; guanylate cyclase activity. The record is from RefSeq and is a predicted model, not a curated record.